GUCUCUGUCUUGUUUUGUUUUCCUCAGCAGAAUCCCCACCACAGUGCUAACUGAGGAUGGCUGAAGGACCAAAAGUGUAUAAGAAGACCUGCCCCAAUGGGAAGCUAUCCAUCUAUCUUGGAAAGCGUGAUUUUGUGGACCGCGUGGAGGAUGUCGAACCCGUAGAUGGGAUUGUCUUGAUUGACCCAGAAUACCUGAAGGACAGGAAAGUGUACGUGACCCUCACCUGUGCCUUCCGCUACGGCAGAGACGAUCUGGAUGUCAUUGGGCUGACCUUCAGGAAGGACCUCUAUGUCCUCGCCAUUCAGCUUUUUCCUCCUGUGCCAGACCAGGCACCCAAGACCCUCACUCCUUUGCAAGAGAAACUGAUGAAAAAACUGGGAGAGAAUGCUUACCCCUUCACCUUUGAGAUGGCGACUAAUCUUCCGUGUUCUGUCACACUUCAGCCAGGACCUGAUGAUGCUGGAAAAUCUUGUGGUGUUGACUUUGAGGUCAAAACUUUUUGUGCUGAAAACCUGGAAGAGAAAAUUCACAAGAGGAAUUCUGUAAGGCUGGUGAUCCGAAAGGUCCAGUUUGCUCCUGAGAAGACAGGCCCAGCUCCAAAGGCUGAGACUACCAGGCAGUUCAUGAUGUCAGACAAGCCGCUGCAUCUUGAGGCCUCACUGGACAAAGAGGUUUAUUAUCAUGGAGAUCCCAUCGGAGUUAAUGUCAACAUUAACAACACCACCAACAAGAUUGUGAAGAAAAUUAAAAUAUCUGUUGAACAGAUCACAGAUGUGGUUCUCUAUUCCCUGGACAAAUAUACAAAGGUUGUGUGUUCAGAGGAGUUUGUUGAGAAUGUUGCUGCCAACUCCACUUUCUCCAAAAGCUACACAGUGACUCCCACCUUAGAUAAAAACAGGCAGAAGCGCGGCCUGGCACUGGAUGGCAAGCUCAAGCAUGAGGACACCAACCUGGCCUCCACCACGGUUCUGAGACCUGGAAUGGACAAGGAAGUGCUGGGGAUCCUGGUUUCCUACAAAGUGAAAGUCAACCUGAUGGUGUCCAGAGGAGGCAUUCUGGGAGACCUCACAUCAAGUGAUGUUGGUGUAGAACUACCCGUGGUUCUGAUGCAUCCAAAACCUGCUGACAACUCGCCUUUUCCCUUUAUUUUCAGUGCGGAGGACAUUGUUAUCGAAGAAUUUGCUCGGCAGAAGCUCAAAGGCGAGAAGGAUGAUGAGGAAGAGAAGGAGGAAGAGGACAAAGGAGAAAGCUAACGUGGCUACCCCUUUGGCAGUACAGGAAUCCUUGCUGCGCUCAAAUUUGGGAGUGGGCAUUCUUUUCAUGCAUUACUA
This is a messenger RNA of Pogona vitticeps (central bearded dragon), 1334 nucleotides long. It is a transcript of the gene ARR3, whose product is annotated as arrestin 3. The record is from RefSeq and is a predicted model, not a curated record. Gene Ontology annotation, molecular function: G protein-coupled receptor binding. Gene Ontology annotation, biological process: signal transduction; G protein-coupled receptor internalization; visual perception. Lineage: Eukaryota; Metazoa; Chordata; Lepidosauria; Squamata; Agamidae.